This is a messenger RNA of Heteronotia binoei (common prickly gecko), 1557 nucleotides long. RefSeq names its product primary amine oxidase, lung isozyme-like. The transcript has a single exon. The record is from RefSeq and is a predicted model, not a curated record. Gene Ontology annotation, cellular component: plasma membrane. Gene Ontology annotation, biological process: amine metabolic process. The coding region runs from base 1 to 1557 and encodes 518 amino acids. Gene Ontology annotation, molecular function: quinone binding; copper ion binding; primary methylamine oxidase activity. Lineage: Eukaryota; Metazoa; Chordata; Lepidosauria; Squamata; Gekkonidae.
AUGACACAAAAGAAGCCCCCCGUUUGUGAGAGCCAGCACCAGGAUUUGUGUGUGAACAAAGGAGGCCACGAUAAACCAAGCUUGGUCUUUGCUGAUCUAACUCCAGAAGAGAUGGUACAAGUGAAGAAAUACUUGUGGGACAAACUUGGAGUGCCUUUAGUGGAACCCUGUGAAGCCAAGCCAUCAAACAACAGCAUUUAUUCCAUUGCUCUCCAUCUUCCCCCUAAAGCAGAGGUACUGCAAUUCCUGGACCACAGAGGGAGAAAACCCACACGAGAAGCUCUGGCUGUGGUCCAUUUUGGAAACCAAAAGGAGCCAAACAUCACCGAAUACGUCGUGGGUCCUCUUCCAAAGCCAAACUGUCACAAAGACAUCACAAAGGAGAAGUACGGAGGGAAGCUGCCAUACCAUCGACGUUUUUUUACGGAAAACGAGAGGAAAGAAAUCAAUAUGUUCGUGAACAAGAAUUUUUCCGAAGCUCCAAAUUUUAUGCACAGGGUGUUCGAUUGUAAUGGAACCGACCUCGUGGGGAUCCUGGCUGCGCCGCCGGGGUUUAAAUCUGGAGACAGGAACGUUUGGGUGGCUCAAUUCCAGAAUGUUUCCGGCGCUUACCUGCAUCCGAUUGGGCUGGAGGUGCAAGUCAAUGUUAGCAGCUUGAAUGCUUCUGAGUGGAAAGUGCUGAAGGUGUUCUAUAACGGGCAGUACUUUAAGGACAUGGAAGACCUCGAAAGACAAUUCAACGAGGGGAAAGUGGAAGUGGCCAAAGUGAAGAAAGCUCCUCAAGAUGGCGGGUACGCGUCCUUGAAACCAAAGGUCCCACCCAAGUGGCCAGGCCCUCUGCAAUAUGAACCUCGUGGCCCACGAUAUUGCCUCAGGGACAACCAAGUCACCUUUAUGUCUUGGAGAUUCACCUUUGGCAUGGAAGCCAACAGAGGACCACGUGUCUUUGACGUUAGGUUUAAGGGCGAGAGGAUAGCCUAUGAAUUAAGCGUGCAAGACGCGUCUGCCCUCUACGGGUCCAAUAGUCCAGGGCUGAUGGUAACCAGGUACAUGGACCUAAGCUCUGCCCUUGGGAAGGAGGCUCUCAACCUUACCCGGGGCGUUGAUUGUCCUCAUUUAGCGACCUAUUUGGACCAGCACUAUCUCCUUGAUUCCUCAAAGCCAAUCACUCGCAAAGACUCUAUCUGCAUCUUUGAACAAAACGCUGACGUUCCAGUACGACGCCAUUAUGACCACUUAGCCUCUGCAUUUUACGGAGGGUUAGUCGAUUCCGUCCUAGUCUUCCGGUCCAUCUCUGUAAUAGGGAACCAAGACUACAUCUGGGAUUUUGUGUUUCAUCAAAACGGAGCGGUUGCCGUCUCGAUGCACGCCAGCGGGUAUAUCCUGACGUCUCUCUUCUUCGACGACGCUGCGGACUUUGGGAACCAGGUUCAGGAGCUGGUGCUGGGACCAAUGCACACUCACAACAUUCAUUACAAAGCGGACUUGGACGUCGGUGGUAAGUGUGGUUUUGUGUUUUUGAGGGAAUGCAGCAAUGCCUCCUUGCUAAAUAUUUAA